Messenger RNA from Dama dama (fallow deer), 6140 nucleotides. It is a transcript of the gene SUSD5, whose product is annotated as sushi domain containing 5. Lineage: Eukaryota; Metazoa; Chordata; Mammalia; Artiodactyla; Cervidae. Gene Ontology annotation, biological process: cell adhesion; Notch signaling pathway. Gene Ontology annotation, molecular function: hyaluronic acid binding. The record is from RefSeq and is a predicted model, not a curated record. Bases 1 to 1887 code for a protein of 628 amino acids. The transcript is spliced from 5 exons.
AUGGCUGCCGAGGGACCCGGCCCCGGCGCCCGGCUCUGGGCGGCGGCGCUGCUCCUCCUUGGCCUGCCGCGCCUCUCCAUGCCGGCGAAUGGGAAGCUCUUCGUCCUGGAGUCUCAGAACGGCUCUCGGGGCCUGGCACUGGAGGCCGCGCGGCUUUCCUGCAGGAACAGGGGUGCUCACCUGGUGUCUGCAGAUGAGCUGCGGAAGGUGGUCCAGGACUGCGCCUUAGCGGUGUGCACCACGGGCUGGCUGGCGGACGGCACCCUGGGGACAACCGUCUGCAGCAAGGGGAGGGGUGAACAGCAAAACAUGCGAGCUGUCGAUGUGAGGGUUGAAAGCAGCCCGGUUCCUGGGGGUACACACAACGCACUGUGUAUGAAGGAUGAAGAGAAGCCAUGUGGAGACCCGCCCUCGUUCCCACACACAAUCCUGCAGGGCCGCACCGGCUUGGAGAUGGGCGACGAGUUACUGUAUGUGUGUGCCCCGGGCCACGUGACUGGCCGCCGCGAAACGGCCUUCACCCUGUUGUGCAACAGCUGCGGGGAGUGGUACGGGCUGGUCCAGGCCUGCGGGAAAGAUGAGGCAGAGGUACAUAUUGACUAUGAAGAUAAUUUUCCUGAUGAUAGAUCCGUGUCAUUCAGAGAGCUCAUGGAGGACUCCCGCACAGAGGCAGAGGAGGACAGGAGUCAGGAAGAACCCUCUGAGGAGGCUCCAAAACAGGACCGUCUGGUCUCUAUGCCUAGGAAGACCUCUAUGGCAAGGGAAGACAGAGCCCAGGAUACAGCCUUUGUGCCAACCACAGGCCUGCUGGGCGCUGGGAGCCCUGUCCCCACGGAGCUCCCGGGAUCCCAAGGCAGCGGGAAGGACAUGCUCUGGUCUCCUGCUGGGACCUUCCACAAGCCCGAGUGGGAAAAGGAGAUGGAUGAUGACGCCAAAAAGCACCUUCCUGCUGGAGACCACCACAGGGGCAGCACGUUGGCCCCAGGGGAGCCGGAAAGCAGGGUCACCUACCACAGCACUGAUGGCCCCUCGGGGCCCUCUGGGGGCAGGAAUGACAGCAGGGCCGGGGACGCAAUGGUGAGCAGCAGCGAUGAGUCCUGGUUAGACGGCUACCCUGUGACUGAUGGGGCCUGGAGGCAGACGGAGGUGGGAGAGGAGGGAGAUGAGGAAGAGGAGGACAAAGGGGAUGGAUCAGUAGGGCUGGAAGAAAGCAUCCUGGUGACGUCCAGCCAGCCUGCCCUUGCAGAAGGGAAGCAGUCCAGGAGCACCACCCUCACUCCCAGUGAGGACGUGACUUCACUUCUUCCCUCUCAAACGAUAGAUGGAGAAGCUUUGGCCCUCGGACCCAUGAAUGUGUCUGACACUGAGGGUCCCGGCAAAGGGGCUGGUGACUUGACGGGAAACCAGUCAACCGUCCCCUGGAGAUAUGCCACAGAGAAGCCUCCCACAUCCACCCCGCCCUAUGAACUCACCAGCUCUACCCUGGAGACCGAGACAACCGCCGUCCAGAAGACACCCAACCUCACUCCCUCAACUGUCGUGGCGGCCACCCAGACCCCACCGGAGACCACUGCCCCUGCCGUCCAGGAUACCUUCCCGUACCUGCUGUCGGAGGACUUCCUGGGGCAGGAAGUCCCCAACCCGGGUGCAAGCGAGGAGCUUCUCCCGACCUUGGAGCCUUGCGCUGGGGGCAAGUGUCCCAGCCUCGGCAGAGGCCCCGUCAUUGCCACGAUCGUCACAGUUCUGUGCCUGCUGCUGUUCCUGGCCGGCGUGGGGGCCGUGUGGGGCUACCGAAGAUGCCAGCACAAGAGCUCCGUGUACAAGCUGAAUGUUGGCCAGCGCCAGGCUCGGCACUACCAUCAACAGAUUGAGAUGGAGAAGGUCUAGCUGCCUUGGAGCUGGGGGGGGCUCCCCCGAAGCCCCCUUGGGAGGAAAAUAAACGGUGACACAUCACAGUGAGAACCGCUGACAUUUCACUAGCCCAUCAAACAGGGGAGUGGGCUGCUCUUCCUUCUCUCAGGUCUUUGCUUUCUACGCUGAGAAGUGGGUCUGGAAGCACCUGGCCGGGCAGGGAGGCUUGGGCGGGGUCAUCACACGUCAGCAGUCCCUGGACCACCUGUCCUGGGCCCUGUCGCCCUAACCCCAGACCUGUGCUUUGGCCCUAAUUCCAGCCGGAGGUCAAAAUUCACCUCUUCAUCCUACUAUUGUCUUCUUCUUCUUUUUUUUAAAGAAAGAAACGAGUCUGCAACCUGAAAUUUUCGAAAUAGGCGUGACAGAGUAUUUGAGAGCAGCGUUAUUUUGGAUCAGGUAUUUAAUUGCUGGGAGUGGAGGAGGGAAGAAAAACAAUGAGUUAUUUCCUUUUAAUGUUGCGAUGUUGCUGAGGGCAAAUGAGCCAAGAUCCAGGACAUAGUCUAGAAGCUCUGAGAUUUUUUUUCAAAAUUGUUUGUUGCAAUUGGAAAGAAUUUACAACUGACAUUUGUUGCGAGGAGGGGAGGAGGGCGGGAUACACAUCCACCCUGUUCCCUCUGUCCUGUGAAUCCGUCUUUUUUUUUUAAACAAGGUUAGCUUUGUACCGGUAAGCACCGUUUCCUCUCAGAAGCAGUGGCCUGGUUGUCCUUGACCAGUCUGUGCCUAGGAAUGUCUUAGAGUUUUUGCCAGGACUAACAAAAUUCAGUCCUCGGCUUCCUCUCUCAGGAUUAACCAUUUCUCUGAACGCCAGGAAGACAGACUAACCUAGGAGGGAAAAAAUGUUUAAAGAGGGCCAAGGACUAGGAUAUCAAGCACGGGUACCUACUUGAUGGAGAAGCAGAGGAAUUACAAAGGAAUAUGAAGUGAUCCGUGCCGGCCUAGUCUUUACCCUGUUGUGAUGACUGUGAGCUGUCUGGAAACAGCCUGAGUGCAUCACGGGCUCCCCCGGCUGGUGAGCAUCCAGUUCAUGGCGUCCCAGGCAUCUUAUGGUGACUCGGCCCGUCUCACUUGAGACGGCAGUCCUCAGACCAGCGGCAUAGAUAUCACCUGGGAACUUGCUGGAGAUGCAAGGCCUCUGAUUCCACCCUGGAUGAAGGGGAGGCCCUAGGGGUGGGGCCCAGCUGUGUGUGUGCAUUGCUCAGUCAUGUCCGACUCUUUGCGACCACGUGGGCCACAGCCCAUUAGGCUCCUCUGUCCAUGGGAUUCUCCUGGUGAGAAUCUUGGAGUGGGUUGCCAUUUCCUCCUCCUGGGGAUCUUCCCAACCCAGGGAUCUAAACCUGCAUCUCCUGGGGCUCCUGCAUUCGUAGCUGGAUUCUUGACUGCUGAGCCACCUGGGAAGCCCAUUUAUUGAUUUGGUGUCAUCUAAAUUAAUGUAAAAACGCACGUAGAAAGGGAAUGAUUAAAACAGUGUAAACUUCAAUUGUAUAUCAUUAUGCAUGUUUUGAGGUUGCUAAAUGUUCAAUGUUCACGAAAAUUGGGGGGUGGGGGAUGGGCGAGGAUCCAUUAACACAAAGCUUCUGAGAUAUUUAAAAUAAAUAAUUAUUUCCCCAAAUAGUUACUUAGUGUAUUUUAUAUCUGGGUUAUAUCACAAUUGUUGUUGUUGUUCAGUUGCUAAGUCGAGUCUGACUCUUUGCAACCCCAUGAACUGCAGUAUGCUAGACUUCCCUGUUCUUCACUAUCUCCCAGAGUUUGCCAAAUUCAUGUCCAUUGAGUCAUUGAUGCCAUGCAACCAUCUCAUCCUCUGUCUCCCUCUCCUCCUGCCCUCAAUCUUUCCCAGCAUCAGUCUUUUCCAGUGAGUCAGCUCUUUGUAUCAGGUGGCCAAAGGAUUGGAGCUUCAGCUUCGGCAUCAGUCCUUCCAAUAAAUAUUCAGGACUGAUUUCCUUUACUGACUGGUUUGAUCUCCUUGCAGUUCAAGGGACUCUCAAAAGUCUUCUCCAACACCACAGUUCAAAAGCAUCAAUUCUUCAGUUCUCACAAUAAGUUUUUUUUUUUUUAAAAAAGGAUUCUCUAGUAAUCUUGAAAGUAAUGUCUUAAUACUUGCUGGAUCUAAGACCAGCCUUUCUAAGCUUAAUUCUCAGCCACAUGACUUCCUGCAGCAGGAUUUUAGGGCGUCUGCUGAGCUCGUACCCUCUCUUCCAUCUUCCUAACACCAACCAGACACCAUGCUUCUCACUACAACAAAAAGCCCAGGAUCUUGCUACUCAAAGUGUGGUUCCCAGGCCAGCAGUACAGACACCACUUAGGAGCUUGUUAGAAAUGCAGAAUCCGGGACUUCCCUGGUGGCCCAGUGGUUAAGAAUCUGCCUGCCAGUGCAGGGGACAUGGGUUUGAUUCCUGGUUUGGGAAGAUCCCACAUGCCACGAGGCAAUUAAACCUGUGCUCUGGAGCAUACUCAUACCCUUCUCAUCCAGAGAAUUGUCCUCGGCCUAAUGGGAGUUCCCUCACCCAGGAGUCAGCCGCCCCCCACCCCCCACUCCCACCGGCUGGGCAGCCUGCGAGCAGCCAGUGACUAAUGGACAUGGUCACACGGAAGGUCGGCCUCCUUGCCACCAGGUGGGAGAGCUCCCAUGAGAUCAGGCAGAGGCUGGCCUGCAGUGACCACACCCUUGCCAGCUCCUUCCUGCGCCCCUUCUCCUGAGAGCACUCCAUCACUCGCACAAGGCUUUGCUUCAAGAGAUCUGGACCUGGACUUACCCGGGGGUCCAGUGGAUAAGAAUCUGCCUGCCAAUGGCGGGAGACACAUGGGUUCAAUUCCUGGUCCAGGAAGAUCCCACAUGCCCCGGAACAACUUAAGCCCCUGUACCACAACUACUGAAGCCCACACACUCUAGAGUCCAUGCUCAGGAACAAGAGAAGCCCACACACCGCAAUGAGGACUUGCUGCAACUAGACAAAGCCCGUGUGCAGCAGGGAAGACACAGCGAAACCAGAAAUUUAAAAAUAUUUACUAAUAAUAAUUUUGAAAAAAGUGAUCUGGACCUAAGACGUCCACCAAUGGAUAAACUCUUAAUUCCUACUCCCCCCAUUCCUGCUCGACCCAAACUUUUCCACUGUAUCCUCCAGAAGUCUUGGGCUGACAUCAACAGAAUCCCCCUGUCCUCCCCCUCCUCUUCCAGUAGCUGAUGUGUGAGUUCUCUGUGCAGAGUCUGCUUUUGCCCUAACUGGCUUCUUACUCUUCCCCCCUGCCUCCUUCUACACUUCUCUUUCUCCCCGCUUGUCCUUGGGUGACAGGCAUGGAGCACGGCAGCUGUCGGCUGUCAUGCCUGGAUUGGUCCUUGUUUGAAACAGUAAAUACUUGGUUACUUCUCAGACCUUGGCAGCAAGGGACCAGCUCAUCGGAUCCAAAGCAAGCCCUAGAUUCCCAGUGUCAUCCCUUCAUGGGAUCCCAGGUAGCCGAAAGAGAGCCUUACUUGGCGGAAGGAAUGAGCCUGCAUCUCCUGCAGGAUCUGGGCAGGUAAGGACCACCCCCCUCUGUCAGUCAACAGUCUUUGGGGUGAGGACUCUGCUUCAGGAGAUGCAGGUCAGAAACCUCACAGACGUGAGAAAACAGCUCAUGAGACACGUCCUAGGAAUUCCCAGGUGGGCCAGAGGUUAGGACUCUGCACUUCUGUUGCCGAAGGCAAAGUUUCGAUCCCUGGUGGGGGAGCUAAGACCCUAAGAUCCCACAAGCAGGUCAGUGUGGCAAAAAUAAACACAAACAAACCAAACACCACACAACACGUGUCCUAGAAGGACUGGGUGCGGUCAGGACAGUCCCACCACUGGACAGAGAAAGAAAAAUAGGUCAAGAAUAAGCAAAGUAAAACAUUUAAUGUGAUUUCUUUUAAAAAAGUUUUGUUUCCAACCAUUUUGCAAGUUCUAAUUUUCCAAAGAGUGAGACCAUACCCACUGCCCUGAUCCCAGGAGGGAGGUGGAAAAGACAUCGGUGACAACAUUUCAGCGUGGCCUGUGGACCACGACUCUACAGCGGGCCACCUUGGAUCUGUGGGUACGACUGAGAAACCGCAUCAGUGUGGCGGCCUGGGUGGGAGGGGAGUUUUGGGGAGAAGGGAUACAUGUGCACGUAUGGCCGGGUCCCUUCACUGUUCAUCUGAAACUGUCACAACACUGUUAACCGACUGCACCCCUGUACAAAACAAAAAAGGUUUUUAAAAAAUCAAUGAAAAAUAAACA